Molecule: messenger RNA, 2525 nt
Organism: Mugil cephalus (flathead mullet)
Lineage: Eukaryota; Metazoa; Chordata; Actinopteri; Mugiliformes; Mugilidae
Gene: rxfp3.2b
Product: relaxin family peptide receptor 3.2b
Exons: 1
Coding region: 261-1463 (400 amino acids)
Biological process (GO): G protein-coupled receptor signaling pathway; immune response
Cellular component (GO): membrane
Molecular function (GO): G protein-coupled receptor activity
Source: RefSeq, a predicted model, not a curated record
ACCGCGCGACUGUGCUCUGCGCGUUCACGCGGAACCUAUAAACGGACGCGGCGCGCAGAGAGCUCCGAGUAGUCAUAGAGAAAUGAGAAGAGGAUAAUCGCGGCUCAGGAUGGCAUCUUCAUCUCUGAGGGAGAUACGCUGAGGCGCACAUGACGAGGAUGCCGCAAAUACAAUAAUCACAAACUUUUUUCUCUCUCUUUUUUUGUAACUCAUGGCAGCUGCACAACUUUGCUGUUUGAGGUGAGAACGAGAGUCCGGCCAUGCAGCUGAAUGAGACUGGAGUUGAGACAGUGGCUCCAGAGCCAUGUGAGCAGCAAAUACUGCAGGAGGACAACGCUGGCAACUGCAGCGGAGGCUCCACCGGCAACCUGUCGCUACACUGCUGGCUGCAGCUCCUCACCAAGGACUCUAUCAUGGAAUUUCAAGGAGACAGCUCGAGUGUGGUGGUGCGUGUGAUGAUAGCAUGUGUGUACUCUAUAGUGUGCGCACUUGGGCUUGUGGGAAACUCAUUGGCUCUGUAUCUGCUGCACUCCCGUUACAGACAAAAGCAGUCAUCCAUCAACUGCUUUGUGAUGGGACUGGCCGUCACAGAUCUACAGUUUGUUCUGACCUUACCUUUCUGGGCAGUGGACACAGCCCUGGACUUCCGCUGGCCAUUUGGCCGUGUGAUGUGCAAAAUCAUCAGCUCGGUCACCACCAUGAACAUGUACGCCAGUGUAUUCUUCCUCACAGCUAUGAGCGUGGCACGUUAUUACUCUAUCUCGUCCGCACUGAAGAUGCAGAGCCGGCGGGCAGCAGCUGCCUGGGCCAAGUGGACAAGCUUGUGCAUAUGGGUUGUCUCUCUGCUCGCCACUUUGCCUCACGCCAUCUACUCCACCAGCGUGCAGGUGUCAGAUGAGGAGCUUUGCCUGGUACGCUUCCCAGACUCUGGCAGCUGGGAUCCACAGCUUCUUUUGGGUCUAUACCAACUUCAAAAAGUCUUGUUGGGCUUCCUCAUCCCUCUGAUCAUAAUCACCGUGUGCUACCUGCUGCUCCUGCGCUUCAUCCUCAGUCGGCGUAUCGCAGGUGCAGCCGACCCUGAAAUAAAGCAAGGCCGGCAAAAUCGGCGCUCAAAAGUGACCAAAUCCAUCGUCAUCGUGGUUCUGUCAUUCUUUCUGUGCUGGCUCCCCAACCAGGCGCUGACACUCUGGGGGGUGCUCAUCAAGUUUGACCUCGUGCCCUUUAGCAACGCUUUCUACAACGCGCAGGCCUACGCCUUCCCCUUGACUGUGUGCUUAGCGCACACUAACAGCUGCCUCAACCCUGUCCUCUACUGCCUGAUUCGCCGGGAGUUUCGUGCAGGCCUCAAGGAAAUUCUGCUCCACGCCACGCCGUCCUUCAGGAGCUUGACUCAUCUCCUGCGCCGCAAAGCCAAAGUGGCUGAAGCGCCGCCUGUUCUGGUGCUUGUUCAAAUGGACGUCUGACCAGGACGACUGGCUUACUGUGACAAAGGAACUGAAAUGACUAACUCGUAAGUGGACAGUUCUACUGAUGCGGAGGUGUUUGCUAUGAUAGUACGUUGUCAACACAGGAAAUCAUUUUUCUUUUUGGUUUUUGAAAACAACAUGAUCACAAUGAACUAAACAGCGGGAUGUCAGCGUUCAUGUCUUCAAGAUUUCUUCUGCCUCAAAUCUUUCUAUUGUAACUGUGGCUCUCCUCUAUGUUUUGCUCGCUCUGCCUCUGACGGGCAGCACUGCUCUAUGGUGAUGUGUCACGAAAAUGUAAAGAUGUUAAUCACAAAUAAGAUCUACAUCGCUGCAGCAUUUGGACAGUGUUCGGGCCAGUUGCUGUUUUUGUGUUUGUUCUUUGGUGCAUUUAUGUAUGUUCUCUCAUACGUUAACAUAAGUAGGCCAGUAGUGUGUAGUUAUGUGCUAUAUGUGUGGCAAUACUGAGAAAAUCUGUGCAAUAUUCUUCUUCUAGCAAUUUAGCAACUUCUGUUUCAGAUGCUAAAAUCAUAUGGCACUACAUGAAAUGCUACACUAUAAUGACUGCAUAGUUGGUAAGAUAAACGCUGUCACUGUGGGAACCUUGGAGGAUCAAGGGUCGAGGGGACUCACAGGAGAAUAACACCCCUGUGCAACCAAUCUUAACACAUAUACAGGGGCUUAUUAUUUUUUUUUUUACCCCUCCUGCUGUCUCCGACCGUGCACACCUCAAUAGACAUCAAAAUAGGCAGAUACCAUGAUGAAUAAUUUAGAAGUCCUAUUAAAUUUGAAGCACAAUCACACUAGGCCAUUCAUUCAUAAAAACAAGGCAUUUCUCAAUUGACGGACCAGCGCCUGAGCAAACUACACAAUAAUUUAUGAGUCACAUAAUUAGCAUAUAACAGAACAUUGUUGUAAUAAUGCGAUCUGUAAAUAUGAUAUCAUUCGGUAUUUAUGGCUGUAUUCAUGACCUUUUAUAGAAGACAGUUGCAGAUUUGAUGUAUGAUCAAUGGAAAGUUUUAUUGAGUGGCUCACUGUGUAUGAAAUGAAGUAAAGAUUCAA